GAGGGGCGGUGUCCUGGCCGCCGGCUCUGAGGUGGCCGAUACGCCGGUCGCGGCGAGCGUGGGUUCCGCCCCAGCCCUCGGCGGCCUCGGGUGCGAGGACCGUGAGGGUCUCGGGCCUCUCCCCUCCCGUGCCUGGGGUCUCGGCGCCUUCCCCCGCCGGACCCCGCGCCUCGCGACCGCCCGGGUCAGAGCCGCUCCGGGCGCGGGCCGGACGAUGCCCAAGAAGCUGCUGCUGCUGCCCCCGCUCUCCGCGUCCUCGACCCUCCGCGCCCCGCGAGCCCGCCCCGCCGCCCGCCCGGCCAUGAACGCCGCCCGCACCGGCUACCGAGUCUUCUCGGCCAACUCCACGGCCGCCUGCACCGAGCUGGCCAAGCGCAUCACCGAAUUUACGACAGUGACCUUGCUGAGAGAGGAGGGCACAUUUAAAAGGCGUCUUGGUGCUGAAUUGGGGAAAUCUGUGGUCUAUCAAGAGACCAAUGGAGAAACAAGAGUUGAAAUAAAAGAGUCUGUUCGUGGCCAAGAUAUUUUCAUUAUACAGACAAUACCCAGAGAUGUGAAUACAGCUGUGAUGGAGCUGCUGAUCAUGGCCUACGCACUGAAGACUGCCUGUGCCAGGAACAUUAUCGGAGUCAUCCCUUACUUCCCCUACAGCAAGCAAAGCAAGAUGAGGAAGAGGGGUUCCAUUGUGUGCAAGCUCCUGGCAUCCAUGCUGGCGAAAGCAGGUUUAACUCACAUUAUCACUAUGGAUCUUCAUCAAAAGGAAAUACAAGGCUUUUUCAGCUUUCCCGUGGACAACCUUAGAGCCUCACCUUUCCUGCUUCAGUAUAUCCAGGAAGAAAUUCCGAAUUACAGGAAUGCAGUCAUUGUGGCUAAGUCUCCUGAUGCUGCCAAAAGGGCCCAAUCAUACGCUGAGAGACUCCGUCUGGGGUUAGCUGUGAUUCACGGUGAAGCCCAGUGUACAGAGCUGGACAUGGAUGACGGUCGCCAUUCUCCCCCGAUGGUCAAAAAUGCUACUGUCCACCCGGGUCUGGAGUUGCCGUUGAUGAUGGCCAAAGAGAAGCCACCGAUAACCGUAGUCGGAGACGUUGGCGGGCGCAUCGCAAUCAUAGUGGAUGACAUUAUUGAUGAUGUGGAAAGUUUUGUUGCUGCUGCGGAGAUCCUGAAAGAGAGAGGUGCUUACAAGAUCUACGUCAUGGCCACUCACGGCAUCCUGUCUGCGGAGGCCCCCCGCCUGAUCGAGGAGUCCUCCAUUGACGAGGUGGUGGUGACGAACACUGUCCCUCACGAGGUGCAGAAGCUGCAGUGUCCCAAGAUAAAGACUGUGGAUAUCAGUCUGAUUCUUUCUGAAGCAAUUCGGAGAAUCCACAAUGGGGAGUCCAUGGCGUACCUUUUCCGAAACAUCACUGUGGAUGACUAGCUGUCCCUGUUGCCUUGACCGUGGAACUCAUAAGGCAAACGUGUGGAGAGCAGUGCCAUCAACCUAUGUACACAGGGUUUCCUCUCAAGGGAGGCCUGGAAAUAGCCUGAAGUCAGAUAGUCUGUCUCACCAAGUUGGGUAGGUAGGAGGCAUUAAGAUAGUCAAGGGGAAGACAGAGCUGAUGGAUAAAUGGCCUUAAAUGUCUGCCAUCGCCAUCCUGUUCCUUAAACAAAAGUUACAGACGCUUUCCUGAAAAGAAUCCCCAAAUUUUGUUGAUACUGAAAAGGAGUUAAGGGCAGAUAGUCUUAGCUCUGUAACAUUCGGGUAUUUCUACCGCAGGGAAAUGUGUGUCAGCAUUGAACUUGGUUAGGGAAGCUGAGUGCCCUGGUACUGUUUCCAUUCUAGUUGUCCUCUCCCCCGUCAGCCUCACGUAAGUCUUUGUAGGAAACCCUCUUUUUCUUUGAGAAGCUGCUGUGCCUACAGCCACUGAACAACAAAGCCUUUGUGGCAUUACCCCAGCGAGGAGGUCAGAUUAGAGAGUACACCCUAUCUCUGGAUACCUGCGUUGCUCUUCAAUGGCAAAUAAAAGAAUUUGUUGUCUUGCAA
This is a messenger RNA of Mirounga angustirostris (Northern elephant seal), 2023 nucleotides long. It is a transcript of the gene PRPSAP1, whose product is annotated as phosphoribosyl pyrophosphate synthetase associated protein 1. NCBI's taxonomy places the organism in Eukaryota, Metazoa, Chordata, Mammalia, Carnivora, Phocidae. The transcript has 11 exons. Gene Ontology annotation, biological process: 5-phosphoribose 1-diphosphate biosynthetic process; purine nucleotide biosynthetic process. Gene Ontology annotation, cellular component: ribose phosphate diphosphokinase complex; cytoplasm. The coding region runs from base 215 to 1417 and encodes 400 amino acids. Gene Ontology annotation, molecular function: ATP binding; ribose phosphate diphosphokinase activity; magnesium ion binding. The record is from RefSeq and is a predicted model, not a curated record.